AGAAGAACUACUAGCUUAAUUGGUUUGUACAACACAAAAGAUUCAUAGUAGCUAGAGAAAAGAAACGAAUACGAUUAGAUAUCGCGAAAAUGACUAGAGGGUAUGUGAUUCUCAUGUUCUUGAUGGCUGCAGUUGUCAUCUGCAGCCAUCAGCAAGCGGUGGCGAAAAAUAUCGUCACCUAUUCGCAGUCGCGCUUUAGCGCGACCACUAGUUGCAGCGAUAGUGAUAAGGGGAAAAUAAAAAAGUGCAUGACACAAACAGUCUCUAUAGAUAAAUGUUGCCCCUUAUUUAAGAGGACAAUUGGUGCUAAUUGUAAGUGUUACAAUUAUGCUGAGGAUUUGGAUAAUCAAGCUUUAAUUACUCUUCAGAGCUAUUGUGAUGUCAAUAAUCCAUGUAAAAGUGUUCAAAAAGUGGUAGCUGAUGGGAGUAGGACUGGCACAGUGGAAGCGGUGGCGACCAUUUCUGCCAGCCCAAGCCCCCGGGUGCACCCUCAGGCGCAGACGAAAUGCAGUGCCGCUGAUAAAGCAAAGGUUAAAACUUGCAUGACGAAAACAAGCUCCAUAGAUGCAUGCUGCCCAACAUUCAGAAGCAUACUAGGCAAGAGCUGCCCUUGCUAUAAUUAUGCCAUGAAAUUAGACAAUCAAGCUUUGAUUACUCUUGAAGCUUAUUGUGAUGUUAACAAUCCUUGUAACAAAGUGCAAGUGAUAUGAAUCGAGCUAGCCAGGAUGGAGAUGGAAGAAAAUAUUUAUUAUAAUGAAUGUUUAUUUCCUAGUUCUGUAUGAGUUGAACCACUCCUAUUUUUAUCUAAGACUUUGAGCAAUAACUUAGCUUCCUUUUGCAUUACAUAUAUUCUUGUAGCAAACUUUUGGACUAAAUAUGUAUGUCAUAUAUUCUCCACCACGGAGGCCACUCCCA
Messenger RNA from Solanum tuberosum (potato), 915 nucleotides. RefSeq lists its product as uncharacterized. NCBI's taxonomy places the organism in Eukaryota, Viridiplantae, Streptophyta, Magnoliopsida, Solanales, Solanaceae. Bases 90 to 710 code for a protein of 206 amino acids. The record is from RefSeq and is a predicted model, not a curated record. The transcript is spliced from 3 exons.